Messenger RNA from Gopherus flavomarginatus (Mexican gopher tortoise), 6127 nucleotides. It is a transcript of the gene RETREG1, whose product is annotated as reticulophagy regulator 1. Lineage: Eukaryota; Metazoa; Chordata; Testudines; Testudinidae. The record is from RefSeq and is a predicted model, not a curated record. The transcript has 9 exons. Gene Ontology annotation, cellular component: endoplasmic reticulum membrane. Gene Ontology annotation, biological process: negative regulation of neuron apoptotic process; reticulophagy. The coding region runs from base 735 to 1859 and encodes 374 amino acids.
UUGAGAUUAACCUUUUGGUUCAAAGUGAAGUUUUAUAAGAAGAAUUGGUAUUCUGUGUAUCUGUCAUCCCCAUAGUUUGCCAGACAAGUGAUGAGGUCUGAAGACCUAGAGAACAGUGGAAGCCCACGUUUCCAGAAGCACAUACUGUACACACUUUUGUAAAUUUUGGAGUAUGAGAAGAUAAAUUUCUCCUGUGUAAUUAAGAGUAAAACAAAGUUUUUAUGUUUAAUGUUUAUUCCUAUUUAUUGUAUAUGUAUUUUAUGUUGCGUUGUAUUUAAAAACUGGAAUAUAUAAAAAUCUACUUAUUUUGUUUUACAUUAUCCAGCUAGAGCAUUGUUUGUUAAUCAAGGAAAUAAAAGGGCACAAGUAACCUAACUUGUUCAUCCAUAUGUUAUGGACAAACCGAUCGGUGCUUCUGAGAAAUGAACUAAACUUUUGAUAAAUGUACAUGCCAAAUGCACAUCUAAACACUACAUAAUGAGUCAAUCAAUCAGUGAAAUAUAAUGGCUGUAAGAAUAUAGAGUGGCAUGGCAUUGUGUAUAGGUAAGAAUUUGCUGACAGAAUGCGUCAUGGUUAAUCCUUGUCUGCAUUUAGGACAAUUACUUGUAACUGAUAAUAGAAAUUCAGCAAUGGCUGCAACUGAACUGGUACUGAACACAGCUUAACUGUUCCUUGCACUGACUCCCUGGAGAGUAUAUCAACUGACUUCUCUCAUAAUACUUGGGGUUGUAAUUAUGCAGAUAAUGAAGGAUAUGGUAUUGUCUCGGAUAAAAGGUGCACAGCUAUGGAGGAGCCUCACUGACAGCUGGGAAGUCAUCAGUUCCAAACAUGACUACAGGCCCAGAAUAAACCAAUGUAUUGUAGAUGCAUUGGUGAAUUUAUUUCUAUUUCUUCAAGAAAUGUCCCACUUCAAAGAGAAAAACCCUGGCAAGUUUUGCCUUCUGGUCUGCAGUGUGUGUACAUUUUUCACCAUCUUGGGUAGUUACAUUCCUGGAAUUGUACUCUCCUACUUUCUAUUACUGUGUGCCUUUUUAUGUCCGCUGUUCAAGUGCAAUGAACUUGGGCAGAAGAUAUGCAACAAAAUCAAGUCAGUUCUGCUGAAACUGGAUUUUGGAAUUGGGGACUAUAUCAAACAAAAGAAGAGAGAGAGGUCUGAAACUGCAAAACCAAAAUCCACAGAAGAUGACAGUGAAUUAGACAUAUCAGCCCUGUGUCCUAAGAUUAGUCCUACAGUUAUUGCUAAAGAGCUAUCGGUGUCUGACACAGAUGUAUCAGAGGUAUCUUGGACUGAUAAUGGGACCUUUAAUUUAUCUGAGGGAUACACUCCACAGACAGAUACAUCUGAUGAUUUUGACCGACCUAGUGAGCAUGAAGAAGCUUUUGCCAGAGAUCUUGCAGAAUUUCCCUCUCUGGAAAAUGGUGCAGGAACAAAUGAUGAUGAUGACUCAAGCAUUGGCAUUCCCAUCCAGCAGAAGAGAAAAAAGGAACAGAUGCCUUCCAAGAUGGCUCAUUCUCCUAGACAGAGGAAAGAGAGGCAGUCUGCCACAGGUCUCUCCCUUCCUUUGACCACUGACCAAACCUUUAACUUAGUGAGUGAUAUUGCUGGUGAUGUUAUUGCAGCUGCAGUGUCUGCCGCCAUCAAAGACCAGUUGCAGUCCACACAGCGAGCACCCUCACAGGUAGUCCCCAGUUUGAGUGAGGAGACAGACACAGAAGAAGCUGAUGAUUUUGAACUGCUUGACCAAUCAGAGCUUGAGCAGAUUGAGAGUGAACUGGGGCUUACACAAGGCCAAGAAGAAAAGCCACAGGAAAAAAAGAAAUCUUCAGGCUUCCUUUCAAAUCUGCUUGGAGGUCAUUAACCUGGAAAUUGGAGCUAGUAACGUAGCAGAAGUGAAACAAAAAAAUCAAAUGCAAAAAAAAAGGAAAAUGCUCAGCUGUAAGCUUUAACUAUUACUUCAGAUGUGUUGUAGUAAUAUCCCUUACACAGAGUGAAUUAAUUGAAUACAUAUCAGCUGACCCUGAUAGUUAAUGUUUCUGAUAGUUAUGCCUCAAUGUAGGAGCAUGGAAAUGAAGUAUCUAGCCACUUUGGUCACUGAUGAAUGUUAGAAGUCAGUUGUUAUCUAAGAAAAAAUUAAAUUGCCAAAUCUAGAUUUUGGGGCCAAAUCUAGAUUUCGGAGUCCUUAGUCAAAUGCUCUUCACCUUCAGUUUGUUUACACUUAGUUUUCAAGCAUCCAAAGCAGUUAACGAUAUGUACAGUGAAGAGAAAUUAUGAAUAGGAUGCAGUGAGAUUAGCAGAAUCUCAUCUGCCUCUAUUAUAGUGAAAUAUCUAGAUCCCUAUUGUGUGUGGCACGUUUGAUGUCCAUAUUCUGCAUAAACCUUGAAUUUAAGGAUGUGUGCAACGCCAUCAAAAUUAACAAAAGUGGUGUUGCAUAUGUAAACGUUCAAAUUAAUUUUUUGAUAAGCUGAUACAUUUCCAAGUUAUCUCUGAUGUUUUAGGCUUGUAGAGUUAUGAAAUGGCAUGCUACUAAAUUGACCGCCUGCUGUAUUCUCUGCUAGAGUCUGGUACUGGGCAGCAAUGUCCAUAAAAAGCAAGGCAAAAACAAUGUUACACUUGAGAUUAUGGAUAUCAUGUAAACUGAACAAGGCCUUUGUAGUUUUUGUUUUUUUAAUUUUAGUUUGGAAUAGGGAAACCAAGAAUAUUCAAGGUGAACAGAGAGAGGCUUUUUACCUGCCAAUACCUGCAGUCAGGGUUCUGUUUUUUUUAUGAGACAGCUGCUAUCACUCCUAACUGAAGUCAUUAGAGAGUUAUUCUUUAAGCUGUAUCUGGUGUUCAGUGAGGCCAGAUGUUAGAGAAGAAACUCAGAAACUUCUUGGCAUACAAGUGAAGGAGGAACUUGUAUAAAAAUAUUUAUUGGUAAUUUUUAACUCCUCACAUACUCAGAGUGGCUUGGGAUCUUAAGUAACUUAGUCUGAUUUGUUUUUGUUUUUCAAGAUUUUUGGUUCACCUUUAAACAAAGAUGAAAGGCAAUGCCCAUUUAAGGUAAACAAAGAUUAACAGGAAGAAGUAAAGCUAGUUUUAUUAGUGAGCUGUAAAUUGUUAGCAGGGUUGAGGGACCAUGUCAGCUGUUAUCACUAAUCUUUGUGAUCUCCUAUUUGCUGGCAUUUUACAGGUGAAUGUUGUUAUCUAGAUCUGUCAGAAAGUACAAACCAAGCUAAUAGCAAGGUCAGCUUUUCUUCCAUAAUAGAAUAUAUUUAGAAAAAAACCUUGUUUUGAAGUAGCACCCUUUUACAUUUGUUUUUCUUUCUGAGGCAUUUAAAAGCUAGACAGAUUGCCAAAAAGAUUUUAGGUAAAGGAAAGCUAUGGAAGACUUUUGACACUAGCUUUAUUGUUGCUUAUGCUUAUGUGUCAGUAAUGCAUAUUAACUGUGUUUGCUGUCCUUUAUCGGUACAAAAGUGAGCCUGUGCCUUCAUUAUCUAACCCAUCCUGAAAGAAGUGAAAACUGGAUAUAGAGGCCACAAAAUGUAGUUUUUAAAAUUACAUCAUUUUGACAUUUAAUACAAGUUUCUGAAAAAUAUAGAAAACACAGCCAUAUAUUUUAAGCAGUGUUAGCUGUUAAGUUGUUUUAUGACUUUUUCCCAGCUUGUGCAUUCCCGUUUAGUAAACAAACACACACAAAGGCUGUGGUCACAAAAUUAGUGAGUGUAAAAGCCAUUUCAGUUUCUCAGAUGAAUAAAGAACACUGUUUCCUUAAUGCAUGUUUAAGACAAUCUACAUAGUCAGAGUAUAAGUUACAAGUCACUGAUGAAGCUUUCAGAACAUCUUGACAUUAGUAUGCUUCCUUGUGUGCUAGUGCAAGUAACAAGAAUAUUAACAGGGUACAACACAUGAAGAAACUGGAUGGGAAGGGCUGGAAGGGGGGUGUUUAACAAGACUGUAAGUGGAUGAUGCUAGCUUACUGUUGAUGGUGGCAUUGUAACAGUGUGCACUUUAUUGUUUUCUGAAGAAUAUUUGUGGUUACAAAAUUAUAUAAUACAGGGGCACUCUUACAGAAAUGCAAAUUACAUCAAGGAAGAAAAGCAGUUGCAGGAGGAGUUGCUCAGACUUUUUGUAAAUGAUCCAUUUUCUGGUUUCAAGAUAGAAAAGUAAACCAAUUUGACUACAUGUUCCAAUGUGGAAUAAGUCCUGAAUUGUCCAUAAGGAAGCAAGGCAAAACAAACCUGAACAUACAACAUACUGAAAUGUGGGAGCACAACUGCUCAUUACCCGUGUUUGGCUUUUUAAAAUAUUUUGUCCUUCUGUUUUUAUAGUAGUUAAAGAAUCAUUAACUGUUCAAGACCCAAAUACUGCAGGAUUGGAAGAAUAGGACUUAAUAAAAAUUAUUAGUAGCAAUAAAAUUAUAGCAUAUCUUGCAUACUUUAUUAAUAUUAGAUUGACCCACGAGCAUCUGUGAGAGCUGAAAAAGGAGGCUUUGAACUCUGAAUAGUAAGUAAUUGAGCAUGCCAUGAUUUUCUGCAGAACUUUCUCAAAAAAAGACAGCAGAAGUCAGAAGUACUUGGUUCAGAAAUAAUUAAGGAAUAUUGGUUAUGCAUUCCCUUUGCAUUAGUUGGAUAGCUGAGCAUGAAGAAACAUUUUCUGUCCUUCUAAAAGAUCCCGUCCACAGUGUGUUCAGUUGGAAUUCGUAUUAGGGAUCCUAAGUUUGCUGCACUCAGCAGCAGCAGCAGCAACAAAAUAAGCUACUGAAGAAUUACAUCAUUUUACAAUCUUGCAAUAAUUCGCAUGGCUUCUUUCUUACCAAGAGUCCUGCCACCUUCAAAAAUUAAUAAAAUUACAAAAACAAAGUCAUAUGAGUAUGAGAGUAAAUUAAAUAGUGUAAAAGUGUUAUUUGCUUCAUAGAAAACUUGUUUAGACACAAUGUAUUGUAAAAUAUUAUAUACACACAUUGAGCUAGAUAGUGAUUGUAUCUUUAAAGGAUUUCUCCAUUUGUUAGAAGAGUAUAUAUGGACCCUCCUAGUUCAGUCCUCCUUACUCAAUAAAAUUCCUAUUGACUUAAUUAGGCCUGUUGCCCUAGUAAGAAUGGCUGAAUUGGGGGCAGGGCCGGCUUUAGGCCAAUUCCACCAAUUCCCCCGAAUCAGGCCCCGCGCCCUGUGAGAAUCUCUUCUCUGGCAAGAGGCGCCUUUUAAAUUUUUACUCACGUGGCGGCACUCCGGGUCUUCAGCAGCACUUCAGCAGUGGGUCCUUCACUUGUUCUGGGUCUUCGGCGGCGGGUCCUUCAGUGCCGCCGAAGAUCUGGAGCGAGUGAAGGACCCGCCGCCGAAGACUCGGAGCACCACCCGGUGAGUACAAGCCCCACGUGUUUUUUUACGUGUUUUUUUUUGUCUUCCCUGUCGGGGCCCCGUCGAAACUGUUCGAAUUGGGCCCCGCACUUCCUAAAGCCGUCCCUGAUUGGGGGCCUUAAUUAUGUCACUCCUGUUUCUUGAAUAUGUUAAAUUCAGAAUAAAGGACCUUUUCAAAAAGCUUAAACUUGGAGAUAGAAGCGUUUUUGGCACAUACAUAGUCAUAAAUGCAUACCUUUAAUCCUUUAGGGAGCUUGUUUCUUUUUUUAAAUUGAAUCUACAAUGAGGAGGGAUAGCUUAGUUUAUUUGAGCACAGAUAAAUAGGACAUUACUAAAUAUGAAAAAAUACAGAUUUUACUUGCUUUUAGUUCAUUUUGCACUUAUUCCAAACGAAUACCAAUUUAACUAAGCACUCUGUUGAACAGACAUACCUUGGUCUCCAUUUAUUUAAUAUGAAAGCAAUUAAUGGUCUCUAUACAAGCUAGCCAGAUAACCAGAAACUGGAAAAUUACAGAAUGUCUUAAACUGUUUAUCUAAAAUAUUUUGCAGCACUUUACCUAAUAUGAUUACUGUUUUAUAAACAUGGAAUUAUUAUUAAUUAUUAUUAUUGUAAUUGUAAAACCAUUUAAUAAAUAUGGUAGUUUUUAUCUUUCAUUAUAUAAAAUUGUACAUUUGUUAUUCCAAAAGUAUAACUUUAGUUAAGUUAAUGCCACUUUUUUUCCCCUCCUAAUCUGAUGUGAACCACUGUUUAAUAGUGUGGAGGGUCAUACUAAAUAAAUGAUCUUAACUCUCA